AUGGUUGCCCUCCGCAAGCGCAUGCUCAAAAGCCUCAAGAAGCGCCUGUCCAAGCGUGGCAAGAGCGAGGCCGACAUCGGCGCGACUCGCGAAGUUGCGGAGGUCACCGACCAGGGCGCAACCUCCACUGAUCCCGUUCCCGAGACCGACGCCGCGGCCGCCGAGGUGCCCAACCUCGUGCAACGCCUGAGCGGGAUACUUGCAGACGCUGCCGAGAAGUGCGUGGGCGCUCGCUGUCUGAGCAAGUCAGCACCGGGCGAGGCGGCGGCGUCAAAGGAGGAGGCAGCGGCCGAGGAGGAGGUGGUGCUGGCCGAGGCCAAACCGGCAGGAACUCCGGGCGGCCGUCUGUCGGAGGAGGAACUCGAGGCGGCGCGCUUGCAGUGGCGCGAUUAUGGCCUAAGGAGCUUCGACAUGGCACUGGCCAAGGAGAUGUCUGUCACCCGUGCCGAGUACGACGAGGUCGACGAGGUGGCAGCUGCCUACGCGCACGCGACGGCCGAGGCUGCGGCAGCGGAGCCUACCCUCUUCGAUACGCUAAAGAAGUCGGUCUCGAGCUACCUCGGGCGCGACACACCGCCGGUGGAAGAGACGCCCGUGGCGUAA
This is a messenger RNA of Emiliania huxleyi CCMP1516, 603 nucleotides long. RefSeq lists its product as hypothetical. The transcript has a single exon. Lineage: Eukaryota; Haptophyta; Isochrysidales; Noelaerhabdaceae. The record is from RefSeq and is a predicted model, not a curated record. The coding region runs from base 1 to 603 and encodes 200 amino acids.